Messenger RNA from Malania oleifera, 2079 nucleotides. RefSeq lists its product as uncharacterized. Gene Ontology annotation, molecular function: nucleic acid binding; RNA-DNA hybrid ribonuclease activity. The coding region runs from base 1 to 2079 and encodes 692 amino acids. The transcript is spliced from 3 exons. Lineage: Eukaryota; Viridiplantae; Streptophyta; Magnoliopsida; Santalales; Ximeniaceae. The record is from RefSeq and is a predicted model, not a curated record. Gene Ontology annotation, biological process: DNA integration.
AUGCCCUUCGGGCUAAAAAAUGCAGGAGCCACAUAUCAGAGAUUGGUGAACAGGAUUUUUAAAGAUCAGCUCGGAAAAACAAUGGAGGCGUAUGUGGACGACAUGCUGGUGAAAAGCCUGGUAGCAGGGCAACAUUGCAAAGACUUGAGAGAAAUAUUCGAACUCCUUCAACGGUACCACAUGAAACUGAACCCAUCGAAGUGUGUAUUUGGUGUUUCUGCAGGAAAGUUCUUGGGCUUUAUGGUGACUUGUAGAGGUAUAGAAGCAAACCCAGAUAAAAUAAGAGCCCUGCUAGAGAUGGAGGCCCCACGGACAAAAAAGGAGAUCCAAGUUUUGACAAAGAGGAUAGCCUCCCUCAAUAGGUUUGUCUCUUGCUCAGGGGACAAAGGCUUACCUUUCUUCAAAACACUAAAGAAGAAGGGAGGAUUCAAAUGGGAGGAAGAGCAGACCAAAGCCUCUGAACUGCUCAACCAGUACCUCGGAUCCCCUCCACUUUUAACAAAGGCAAAGAAUGGGGAAGACCUCUACCUGUAUAUAGCAUCCACAGAAAAUGCCGUCAGCUCUGUCCUGGUUUGGGAAGAAGGCAGGAAGCAUCAACCAAUUUAUUACACUAGCAAGGUGCUCAGCGGAGCCGAAAAGAACAAUUGCAAGAUGGAAAAAGCCGCUUUCUCCAUCGUUUGUGCAGUGCGAAAAUUGAGGCCCUACUUUCAGGCCCACAAGGUGCUCACUGAUUUUACAGCAGAGAGGUUCUCCGACUCAUCCACUAAGCCAAACGUAUGGACACUACAUGUUGAUGGGUCAUCUAACGCAGCUGGAAGGGGAGCUAGAUUCAUCCUUUUGGCCCCAGACGGCAACGAAACUCUUUUCACACUGAAACUUGAGUUCACAGCAAUCAACAACGAUGCGGAGUAUGAAGCUUUGUUAGCAGCCCUACACUUGGCAGAUGCAUUAGGGGUGACACAGAUCAAGGUAUUGAGUGAUUCUCAGCUGGUGGUAGAGCAGCUGAAAGGAGAAUUUGAAGCUAGGGAUCCAAUAAUGAAGAAAUAUCUCCUUAAGGCCCAAGAAUACGAGAAAGCAUUUGUUUGGUUCGAUGUAGAACACAUACCAAGGGCAGAAAAUAAAAAGGCCGACGCACUCGCGAAAUUGGCCUCAGCGACCAGUGCGGAAUGGAAAGACGCUAUUUAUCUAGAGCGAAUAGGGAAACCCUCAUACGAGGAAGACAAAGUUAACUCAGUAGAGUCUGAAAUCAACAGGAAUGAUUGGAGGGCCCCUUUGUUCCUAUUUCUCCAGGAUGGAUCCUUACCAGAAGACAACAAGGAAGCUCUAAGAGUGAGAAGGAAAGCAGCAAGGUAUACGCUGAUAAACCGGAAGCUGUACAGACUAUCCCUAACACUUCCCUACCUUCAUUGUCUAAAUGAUGAAGAAGGGACGUACAUACUAAGGGAAAUCCACAAAGGAGUAUGCAAAAACCACCUGGCCAGUAGGGUCGUAGCCCACAAAGCCAUACGGCAAGGGUUUUACUGGCCUACAAUGAAGAAAGACGCAGUUGAGCUCGUCAAGAGAUGCGACAGAUGUCAACGAUCCACCAUAACAGAGCAAAACAUUACGCGCUUUGUCUGGACAUCAUUGGUUUGCCGUUACGGCAUCUCCUGGGCUAUAGUUACAGACCACGAGAGGCAGUUCGACAACGAACGCUUCAAAAAGUUCAGUUCGAACCUGUCUAUUAAGCUCCUAUUCGCGUUAGUGGCCCACCCCCAGAGCAAUGGACAGGUAGAGAACAUGAAUCGGACGAUACUGCACGGACUGAGGACACGACUCGAAUCCAUGCAAGGUAGAUGGGCAGAGGAACUCCCUUCAUUAAUAUGGGUGUACCACACCACCAAGAGAGCAGCAACAGGGGAAACCCCUUUUAUGCUUGUCUUUGGCGCAGAGGCAGUCAUCCCAGCAGAGGUAGGGAUGCCCUCUUGGCGAAGGCAAUACUUCAACGAACAGACUAACAAUGAAGAACCCAGAUCAGAAAUAGACUUGCUAGAAGAGAGACAGGAUCAGGCGAGUUUAAAAGUUGCAGCGUACCAGUAG